Messenger RNA from Oppia nitens, 1451 nucleotides. It is a transcript of the gene Rpn7, whose product is annotated as 26S proteasome non-ATPase regulatory subunit 6-like. Lineage: Eukaryota; Metazoa; Arthropoda; Arachnida; Sarcoptiformes; Oppiidae. The transcript is spliced from 2 exons. The record is from RefSeq and is a predicted model, not a curated record. Gene Ontology annotation, biological process: proteasome-mediated ubiquitin-dependent protein catabolic process. Bases 237 to 1406 code for a protein of 389 amino acids. Gene Ontology annotation, cellular component: proteasome regulatory particle.
AUAUUUGGUCAACAAAUUUAUAGCUGACUCACAGUCAGUCAGUCAGUGAACACACAAAGCCAUUGAUUGUUAGAUUAAAUCAAAGUUUUUUAAAUCAAAUUAAAAAAAAGUUAUUUAAACAAAAUUUUGUGUGUAUUUUGACCACCACUUCGGGGAUUUCAUUGCCGAUUGAGUGACCAGUUUUUUGUGUUGGUUUAAUUUGCUAACUAUUGACACAAACACUAUUCAAGACAACAAUGCCGGCCGAAAAUUUUGAAGAAGAAAGUUUGGCCAAAAACCCGAACCUCGAGUUAGCCCAAUGGAAGUUUAUGUUGACCACUGACCAACACAAGGAUAAUGUCCGCAUUCGGGCCGAUCUGUUACGGGCUAUAGAGGACAAAGAUAUGGCAAUAUUUUACCAACAAGUAUGCGAUGAUCUAAAAUGGCCGCUCAAUGCCGAACUAUUGGCUCAGAUGACGGCCAACAAUGAGAAGAAACUGAAAGAAUUGGAUGACGCCAUAGAAGACGCUGAAAAAAAUGCCGGAGAAAUGGAAGUGAGAGAAGCAAAUCUGGCAAAAGCCGAGUACUAUAGUAUUAUCGGCGACAAAGAGUCGGCACUGACAGCACUGCGCAAGACUUAUGAUAAGACUGUAUCGUUGGGUCAUCGGCUCGAUCUGGUCUUUCAUAUGAUCCGAAUCGGACUCUUCUAUUUGGAUCACAAUCUAAUUGCCCGUAACAUUGAAAAGGGUAAGUCAUUAAUAGAAGAGGGCGGAGAUUGGGAUCGAAGAAAUCGGCUUCGAGUCUAUCAGGGCUUCUAUGCGUUGGCCAUUCGAGACUUUGCUUCGGCGGCCAAUUUCUUUUUGGACACAAUAUCGACGUUUACCUGCUAUGAACUGACAGAUUACCGUACAUUUGUUUCGUAUACUGUUUUAUGUUCAAUGGUUGCUCUACCGAGAGUUGAACUCAGAAAGAAAGUGAUUCGCGGCUCUGAGAUUCUUGAGGUAUUGCACACCAAUACCGAUGUUCACGACUAUCUGUUCUCACUGUAUGAAUGCCAAUACGCCAAGUUCUUCUGUAAGCUGUCGUGGGUGGAAAACUAUAUGAAAACCGAUCGCUUGUUUGCACCGCACUAUCGCUACUAUAUUCGUGAGAUGCGAAUCCUGGCCUACAAUCAACUGCUCGAAUCGUAUCGUAGUCUCGAAUUGCAAUACAUGGCCAACGCAUUCGGCGUUACCGUUGACUAUGUUGACCAAGAGUUAGCCCGUUUUAUAGCGGCCGGACGUUUGCACUGUAAAAUAGACAAAGUUAAUGGUAUUGUCGAAACCAAUCGACCCGACAACAAGAACUAUCAAUACCAGGCGUGUAUCAAACAGGGAGAUAUACUAUUGAAUCGCAUCCAAAAGCUCAGCCGAGUUAUUAACAUUUAAUAAUAUCAUUAUUAUUAGUAAUAUUUUAUAUUAUAUUUUCAUUUU